Cokeromyces recurvatus is the source of this 2691-nucleotide messenger RNA. RefSeq names its product phosphatidylserine decarboxylase-domain-containing protein. Bases 1 to 2691 code for a protein of 896 amino acids. The record is from RefSeq and is a predicted model, not a curated record. NCBI's taxonomy places the organism in Eukaryota, Fungi, Mucoromycota, Mucoromycetes, Mucorales, Mucoraceae. Gene Ontology annotation, molecular function: translation initiation factor activity; DNA binding; RNA binding. The transcript is spliced from 12 exons. Gene Ontology annotation, biological process: translational initiation; DNA replication; phosphatidylethanolamine biosynthetic process. Gene Ontology annotation, cellular component: mitochondrion.
AUGGGACGAAAGCAGACAACUAGAAAUCAGUUGGAUGAGGAAAUCGAAAUUCAAGAAGGACAAGUAUAUGCUCGUUCUUUAGGACCAAGAGGCAAUCAUCAACAUGAAGUCGAAUUUAUUGACGGGUCAAAAAAAUUAGUGACCCUACCACCUCGAUUUAGAAAUGUUGUUUGGUUAAAGCGAGGUCAUUAUGUUAUUGUUGAUCCUAGUGUUGGUGUAUCUGAAAAAGUAGCAGGAGAGAUUGUUCAUGUACUUUUCCCAAAACAUAUAAAAGAAUUAAAAGCAGCAGAUAAAUGGCCUGUUGAAUUUGAUAAUGAACCAGUGAUAAAGUCAGUAGAAAACGAAUAUAUAGAUAACAGUGAUGAUGACUUGUUUUUUUGCAGUACACCAACAGACGAUCAUAAUAUCUUGGAGCGAUCUCCUUCAACUUACGAUGAUCUCGCAUUACUCAAAGAUCAACUAUUGAUUAAAAAAUAUAACUACACACAGCAAUAUGCUAACAUGUAUUUUAAACCUCGUUAUGUUAAAAAGAUUCUGGACGUAAAGCCAGGCGAAUUAUGCUACAUGUUCGGCACAAUCUAUCUUGAAAUGCCCGAAAAACCUAAUGUCAUGAAAAAUUUAGAAGAUGAGGAUUCGAUCGUUAGACCAGAUACACCUACUAAAUAUAGGAGUGAUGAUGAUGUAAUUUCGUUAGAAGAUGAGUCAGGGCGUGUCGAAAUUAAGGGAAUGUGUCUUAAUAGAGAGUUUUUAGUGACGGGUAUGGUAAUAGGUAUCUUGGGUAAAGAAGUGUCGACAGAUGCAUUUGAUGUUAUUGAUAUUUGUUUACCUGGUAUGCCUGAACAAGACCCGAUACCCCAAACACCAGCAGAAUUUUUAGCAGGCGAGUUAGGUAGUCUAGAAGAUGAAAUAUCAAGCUCGCAGAUAUCAAGAGUUAUUAUUGCUGGUAAUUCUCUGACGAAAUCUACAAACAAAAAGUCGUUAAAUUCUAUAUUACUAGAAGAUAUUUGCUGCUCAGUAGAUCUAGAUAUCAUGGCAGGGCCACAAGAUCCUGCACCUAUUCAUUUUCCUCAACAGCCUAUGCAUCCUUCUAUGUUUAAAAACUCACAUCGACUUACCACCUUUCAUACUGUGACUAAUCCUUAUUGGUGUCAAGUAGAUGGUAUUAAAUUCUUGGGUACUUCAGGUCAAAAUAUAGAUGAUAUUUACAAAUAUGUGGAUUCUGAGGAUCGUUUAAAGAUGGCAGAGAUUUGUAUGUAUUGGAGACAUAUGGCCCCAACAGCACCAGAUACACUAUGGGCUCAUCCUUUUGAAGACAGAGAUCCCUUUGUAAUUGAAACAUGUCCUCAUGUUUAUUUUAUUGGUAAUCAACCUCAAUUUGAAGAUAGUCUUAUACAAGGUCCUGAGGGUCAGAAGGUGAGAGUGAUAUUAGUGCCUUCCUUUUCGAAAACUGGUAUUAUAGUUCUCGUUAAUUUAAAAACAUUAGAGUGUAGUACGAUUCAGAUUAGUGAUAAGGGUCUUCGACUUGAUUAUCGUCGAGUCAUCGCACGUGAAUCUCAAACAGAACCAAAAUAUGUGGUAACUGGGCCAUGGCAGGUCCAUUUAGCAGCUGUUUUACCAUUAAGGACUAUAUCACGCUUAUGGGGAGCGUUUAACUCUUUCACCAUACCUACCCCUUUACGUCCCUUUGGUUAUAAACUUUAUAGCUGGAUAUUUGGUUGUAAUUUAGAUGAAAUGAAGAAUCCUGAUUUGUAUAGCUAUCGUAACCUGUCUGAAUUCUUUUAUCGUGAGCUCAAGGAGGGGGCAAGACCAAUUGAUGAGGAAGCUGUAUUGGUGUCCCCAUCAGAUGGCAAAGUAUUACACUUUGGUAUAGUGCAUGGACAAGAGAUAGAGCAGAUCAAAGGCGUUACAUACAAAUUAGACGCUCUUUUAGGAAAUGAUGUGAAGAUACCCCCUGCAGCUAAUGAUGCUAUCUUGGGCAAUAUGCCUCACUACGUUGAUGAAGAAGAAUUCGCUAAUGUAAACGGUAUUGAAUAUUCAUUAAAUGAUAUCAUGAUUCAAGGUUCUGCUCAAAAGACUCAAUCUAGUGUAGGCCCCGAUGGUCUCGCACGCUCGGAGGAGACAAACGGGACUGAUAAAUAUGCCCUCAUCCGUCUUGCUGACGUUGAGCCUACCACCCCAUCUAAAGCCGUUAAACCAGGUCAUGCUCUAUUUUUUUGUGUUGUCUAUCUAGCACCUGGCGACUAUCAUCGUUUCCACUCACCUACUAACUGGGUCGUUCAGACGCGUCGUCAUUUUGCUGGUGAACUCUUUAGCGUAUCUCCUUACUUUGUCAAACUCUUACAAAAUCUGUUUGUAUUAAAUGAAAGAGUGGCAUUACUAGGUAAGUGGCGUUAUGGCUUCUUUUCAAUGAUACCCGUAGGUGCAACAAAUGUUGGAUCAAUCAAGAUCAACUUUGACGAAGCACUUAAAACAAAUCGUAAAGAAGAUUUACCAAUGGGAACCUACACUGAAGUAACCUAUAAGAGAGCUAGUAGAAUACUGGGUGGCAAAGCAUUAAAGUAUGGUGAAGAGAUUGGUGGUUUUUAUUUAGGUUCCACGGUCGUUUUGGUGUUUGAAGCACCCGAGACAUUUAGAUUUGCAGUAACAGAAGGACAAAAGAUUAAAAUGGGAGAAGCAAUGGGAUAUGUAUAA